Molecule: messenger RNA, 1419 nt
Organism: Misgurnus anguillicaudatus (oriental weatherfish)
Lineage: Eukaryota; Metazoa; Chordata; Actinopteri; Cypriniformes; Cobitidae
Source: RefSeq, a predicted model, not a curated record
CAGGCCUUGACCUCCACAGAAGCCACACUUGCAUUUGACCCCAAGGACUACAUCAAGUCAAUUCACACCCAUAGAGUGAAAGUGAUUGAGACCUUCAGUGAAGCUCCUCCUACAACAAUCCACCAAUAAAUGCUGGAGUCAAACACACAGAGAAAUCACUCCAUGUGUGACAACUGAAAUCUUCAUGACAUAAUGUUGAUGCUGGUGAAAGAGGAGCUUGAGAAGAUGACAGAUCCACAACCAUGCAGAAUAAAGGAAGAAGAUACUGAGGAACAAAUAGAUAUGAUUGGAAUAAACAUGGAUCAUCUACUUGAACUGAAUGAAGUGGAUGAGAAACAUCAGAUUGUAAAAAUAAACCAUAAUGUUUCACAGAAAGAAACUCUGAAGACAGAAGACAUAAAGUGUGAAAAUAGUUUCAGUGAAGAUGAACGCCCUGAAGAUCACAAGAGGACUCACAGUGAAGAGAAACCUUUCACAUGUCAACAGUGUGGAAAGAGUUUCAGAACAAAAGGUAACCUUAAAGCACACACGAGGAUUCACACUGGAGAGAAACGACACGUGUGCCAUCAGUGUGGAAAGAGUAUUACAACUGCAGUUAACCUUAAGAUACACAUGAGGUCUCACACUGGAGAGAAACCUUACGCUUGUCAACAAUGUGGAAAAAGUUUCUCUAUUGAAAGUUACCUUAAAGUACAUGAAAGAAUUCACACUGGAGAGAAACCUUACACUUGUCAACAAUGUGGAAAGAGUUUCUCCAUUGAAAGUAACCUUAAGAUUCAUGCAAGACUUCACACUGGAGAAAAACCUUACAGAUGCCAUGAGUGUGAAAAAUGUUUCAGAUGCAAAAGUAACCUGAUAACACACAUGAAAAUUCACAAAGCAGAGAAACUUUACACGUGUCUUCAGUGUGGAAAGAGUUUCAGUUUGGAGCGUUAUCUUAAGAAACACAUGAUAACUCACAGUGAAAAGAAACCUCACGCAUGUUCUCAGUGUGAAAAGAGUUUCAGAGAUAAACGUGGACUUGAGGCUCACAUGAGAAGACACACUGGAGAGAAACCUUACAUAUGCUCUCAGUGUGAAAAAAGUUAUAUAAGUGAAAAAAAUCUUAAGAUACACAUGAAAGUUCACACUGAAGGAAAACUGUUCACAUGUCAACAUUGUGAAAGGGGUUUUACAAUGAAAGCUCACCUUAAUGCACAUGUGAGAAUUUACACUGGAGAGAAACCAUUCACUUGUCAACACUGUGGAAAGAGUUUUACAGUAAAGGGUGCCCUUAACACACACAUGAGAAUCCACACUCGAUAGAAACCAUUCAUGUGUCAACAGUGUGGAUAUGACAACAAAGCUUAGAAAUCAGCUGAGGUCUUAUUAAUAAAACUGUCUGGAGGAUCCUUACUAAAAGUCUACAUGCACACAAAA